AGUAAAAAAAGAAUCAAGUUCAAAAUAGGGUGCCCUAAAUAAUCUUACUAUAUAUACGCCUUUACGGAGCCGCAAUGUAGUAACGCAGCUUUCAUCGAAAAAUUGCAGAUCAUCUUCGGCCGGAACAAAGAGAAUUUCGAUCUUGACGGAAAGUUUUAAAUCGAGGAUCGUUCAGAUUUGAUCAAAAUGGCAGAGGAAGAAAACCAAAUUGAGAUGAAGGAGGAAGCAACUGAUCUUGCUCCUUUUGACCCUUCAAAAAAGAAAAAGAAAAAGAAGGUCGUGAUCCAUGAUCCUGCUGAUGGUCCUGUGGAACAGUUAGCUGAGAAAACUGAAAGCCUCUCAGUUUCUGAAGGUCUUGAACCCACAUUUACUGGUUUAAAAAAGAAGAAAAAGAAACAGGCUGAAACUAUCCCUUUGGAAGAGGAGAAAGAAAAUGAAGGCGAAGAUGUUGACUAUCCUAUUGGAGAAGAUGAGGAAGGAGAAGGAAUUGUUCUACAAGAACAAAAACUUCCAUGGGAAGGGACUGAUCGUGACUACAUAUAUGAAGAGCUUUUGGGGAGAGUGUUCCAUAUUCUUCGUGAGAAUAACCCUGAGCUUGCUGGAGAUAGAAGAAGAACAGUCAUGAGGCCACCACAAGUUCUUCGUGAAGGAACAAAAAAGACUGUGUUUGUGAAUUUUAUGGACCUUUGCAAAUCCAUGCAUAGGCAGCCAGAGCAUGUUAUGACCUUUUUGCUGGCAGAAUUGGGUACAAGUGGAUCACUUGAUGGGCAGCAAAGAUUGGUUGUGAAGGGAAGAUUUGCUCCAAAAAAUUUUGAGGGGAUUCUGAGGCGAUAUGUCAAUGAGUAUGUUAUCUGCAAUGGUUGCAAGAGUCCAGACACAAUUCUUUCAAAGGAGAAUCGUCUCUUCUUUCUCAGAUGUGAAAAGUGUGGUUCUGGAAGAUCUGUUGCUCAAAUCAAGGCUGGUUUUGUGGCUCGCGUUGGCCGCAGAAAGGCUGGGACAUAGUUCGAGUCUGGUUAGAUCUUGUUGGAGUUGCGAUUACUUUGUGUGUAACAGCUUAUUUUACCAUAAUGCCAUUGAGAUCCUAUCUUAUCUUA
Molecule: messenger RNA, 1094 nt
Organism: Lactuca sativa (garden lettuce)
Lineage: Eukaryota; Viridiplantae; Streptophyta; Magnoliopsida; Asterales; Asteraceae
Product: eukaryotic translation initiation factor 2 subunit beta
Biological process (GO): translational initiation; formation of translation preinitiation complex
Cellular component (GO): eukaryotic translation initiation factor 2 complex
Molecular function (GO): translation initiation factor binding; translation initiation factor activity; mRNA binding
Source: RefSeq, a predicted model, not a curated record